Molecule: messenger RNA, 7376 nt
Organism: Epinephelus moara (kelp grouper)
Lineage: Eukaryota; Metazoa; Chordata; Actinopteri; Perciformes; Serranidae
Gene: uggt2
Product: UDP-glucose glycoprotein glucosyltransferase 2
Exons: 41
Coding region: 122-4774 (1550 amino acids)
Cellular component (GO): endoplasmic reticulum
Molecular function (GO): UDP-glucose:glycoprotein glucosyltransferase activity
Source: RefSeq, a predicted model, not a curated record
CGGCAACUAGCUAACGUUAGCAUACUGGUUAGCUGCCCAAAAUACCUACCUGAAGUCCUUUGCUUUGUAUGGAAGCGGUCAGCAUCACCAACGGGGUUCAUGUUACGACUCGCCGGACAUUAUGAGGAACGUUAUUGUGCUGUCACUGCUGCUGCUGAAUAUACAUCAUGUCAUAUCAGCACCCAAAGGCGUCACUGCCAGUCUGGAAGCAAAGUGGAACAUGACGCCUUUCCUUCUGGAGGCAAGCGAGUUUAUCGGAGAAGAUGGGAAUGAAAAAUUCUGGCAGUUUGUUGACACUGUGAAAGAGCUCACUGUUUACAAGCAAGGAGAGUCUGUGCGCUCGUACUACAACUUGAUCAUCAAGAAGGCCGGCCAGUUCCUCACAUAUCUUCAAGUUAAUCUCCUCAAAUUUGCCCUGGCUCUACGGUCGUACUCGCCAGCUGUUCAUGCGUCUCAGCAGAUCGCCAGCGAUGAGCCUCCGCCUGAGGCUUGCUCUGCCUUUGUCUCCAUCCAUGGUCAACAUAGCUGCAGUACCAAGGACAUCAAGAAGCUCCUGAAGGCAGCUGCAGGCAGGCCAAAACCAUAUUUGUACAAGAAUGAUCACACAUAUCCAGGGGUGAACAAAACAGAUGUGCCAGUUGUGAUCCUGUACGCUGAGAUUGGAACCAAGAAGUUCGCCUCGUUUCAUAAGGUGCUGUCAGAGAGGGCUGGAGAGGGCACGCUUGUGUAUGUGCUGCGGCAUUUUGUGGCGAAUCCAAAACCUCAAAAGAUGCUUUUAUCUGGCUAUGGUGUUGAGCUGGCCAUCAAAAGCACCGAAUACAAAGCUGUGGAUGACACCAAAGUAAAAGAUUCAAAGACAGUCACAAAUGCUGAGGAUGAUGGUAAUGAUGAAGUCCAAGGCUUCGUUUUUGGAACAUUAAAGAAAUCUCACCCUGAACUCAAGGAGCAACUCGGUGAGCUUCGCAAACAUCUCCUGGAUAGCACCAAUGACAUGGUCCCUCUCAAAGUGUGGGAAAUGCAAGAUCUCAGUGUCCAGGCAGCUGCCAGAAUCAUGUCCGUGCCAAAGUUCGACGCUUUGAAGCUAAUGCGGGACCUCAGUCAGAACUUUCCGAGCAAAGCCAGAUCACUGACAAGAGUGGCUGUAAAGCAGGAAAUGAGAAAAGAAAUUGAGGAGAACCAAAAGCGUCUCAGCGAGACCAUUGGUGUUCACCCGGGAGACGGGGAGCUCUUCAUCAACGGACUGCACAUUGAUCUGGACAUUCACAACCCUUUCAGCAUUUUAGACAUCCUCAGAGGGGAGGCCAGGGUCUUGGAGGGGCUUCACAACCUGGGCAUAAAAGGGGACCAUCAGGGCAAGCUGCUGAGGCUGCCUGUGAACGCUGUGGAUGACAGCUACGCUUUAGAUAUAAGACAUCCAGCUAUAAUGUGGAUAAAUGACAUAGAGAAUGACCCAGCGUACCGCAGCUGGCCAGCAGGUAUACAGGAGCUCCUCAGGGCCACCUUUCCAGGAGUCAUCCGGCAGAUCCGACGCAAUUUCUUCAAUCUGGUGCUGUUCCUAGAUCCAGUACGGGAAGAAAGUGUGGAGCUGGUGAAGCUAGCAGAGCUGUUCUACAAGCACAAGAUCCCCCUGAGAAUUGGAUUUGUGUUUGUUGUCGACACCAAAGAUGAGAUUGAUGGCUUCUCAGACGCAGGGGUGGGAUUUUACAGACUGUUGAAUUACAUCGCAGACGAGUACGAUUUAUCCCAGGCUCUGAUGUCCACGGUCGCCUUGUACAACAAAGUAGACGUAGGGGAGACGCUGUCUGUUGACACAAUCACUGCUUACCUGAAGAGAAAAUUCCCUAAAGCCAGUGCUGAAAGGAUUCUCGGCGUGGAGUCCGAGUAUGAUGACAAAAGAAAGGACGGCGCCCUCUUCUACAAACAGAGUGGCCUGGGUGCCCUGCCACUGGCUUUAUUUAACGGAGUCCCUCUGAGCCCUGAUGAGAUGGACCCAGACGAGCUGGAAACCAUCAUCCUGCAGCGCAUAAUGGACACAACCACCGCCUUCCAGAGAGCUGCCUUCAUGGGUCAGUUGACUGAGGGCUUAGAUGUGGUGGACUACCUAAUGGAGCAGGCCAAUGUGGUGCCCAGGAUGAACCCUCUUAUUUUAAGCACUGACCGGAAGUACCUUGACUUCACUGCCAAGCCAGUUGUAGACGACUGGGAGGACACGACUAUGUUUUCAUACCUUGAUUCAAGAGACAAAACAGCUGUGAUGGCUAAGAAAAUGAAGUACUUCACAAAUAAUGAUGAGGAUGGGAUGAGUGCUGUGACCGUGUGGGUAGCUGGAGAUUUUGAGAAGGUCUCAGGAAGGAAACUGUUGCUCAGUGCUCUGAAACACGUGAAGGCCAGCCCCGGAGUGCGCGUGGGGGUGAUAGAUAACCCCAGUGGAAAGCCCAGCGAAGAUAACACUGUGCUGUACAGGGCUAUCUGGGCCUCGCUCCUCACACAGAAGAAUAAGGCUGCGGCAGAGUUUGUGCAGAAACUCCUGAAAGAGCAGAGCAGCCAGCUCCUCCAGCAAGGGACCAAGAUGAAAGACUUACUAAUGCAGGGCAUGGACGAAGAUGCAUUUGAGAAAAAGUUCAACACACUGGAAGUGGAUUUUAUUCGUAGUCAGCAGCUGUUUUGUCGAGAAGUCCUGAAACUGAGCCCUGGACAGCGGGCGGUCAUCAGCAAUGGCAGGAUCCUCGGUCCAUUUGAAGAGCAGGAAGAAUUCACUGUGGAGGAUUUCCACCUGCUGGAGAAGAUUACACUGAGCGGUUCUGCAGAGAAAGUCAAAGCCAAAGUUAAACAGAUGGGGAUGAAGCCAAAGCACGCCAGUGACUUAAUCAUGAAAGUUGAUGCCCUCCUAACUGCAGCCCCCAAAGGAGAGGUCAGGAGGGACGUCCAGUUUAUCAAAGACAGCCACAGCGUGCUCCAUCUCUCCCCGCGUGAAAACGAGGUGUUCUAUGAUGUUGUGGCCAUCGUUGACCCGCUCACUAGGGAGGCACAGAAGAUGUCCCCUCUACUGAUUGUGCUCAGUCAAGUGGUCAAUGUGAGACUGCAGGUGUUUAUGAAUUGCAGGGCCAAGUUGUCCGAGAUGCCUCUCAAGAGCUUUUACCGCUUUGUCUUGGAGCCUGAUGUGAAUUUCUUGGCCAACGACACAGUGUCUCCAGGACCAGUUGCUCGCUUCAUGGACCUCCCAGAAUCUCCCCUUCUCACCCUUAAUAUGAUCACACCAGAGAGCUGGAUGGUGCAGGCUGUCCGCAGCCCCUAUGAUUUGGAUAAUAUCCACCUGCAGGAGGUGAGCGGGGUUGUGACAGCAGAGUACGAGCUGGAGCACCUUUUGCUGGAGGGCCACUGCUUUGAUCUGUCAACCGGGCAGCCUCCCCGUGGACUGCAGUUUACCCUGGGCAUGAGUCGGGACCCGCUCAUGUAUGACACUAUCGUCAUGGCUAACCUGGGGUAUUUCCAGCUGAAAGCCAAUCCUGGUGCUUGGAUCCUGAGAUUACGUAAAGGGAGAUCAGAGGAUAUCUAUCAGGUUCUCACGCAUGAUGGAACCGACUCACCUGCGGAUGCUGGUGAUGUCAUUGUUUUGUUGAACAGUUUCCACAGUAAGAUCAUCAAAGUCAGAGUCCAGAAAAAGGCAGAGAAGAUCAAUGAAGAUCUUUUAAGUGAGAAUAGUGAAAGCCAAGGCAUAUGGGACUCCAUAGCAAGGAGAUCUAAUUCCUCCCCCCGGUCCAGACUGCAAUAUUAUGCUGUAAGAUCUAGUCUUGCAAAAAAUAUGUGCUUCUGUAGCAUCACAGGUGGUGGGGCCAAGAAGGAUGAUGGAGAGAAGAAGAAAGAGGAUGUUCUUAACAUAUUUUCCGUGGCCUCGGGCCAUUUGUACGAGCGCUUUCUGAGAAUAAUGAUGCUGUCCGUCCUUCGGCAUACAAACACACCCGUCAAGUUCUGGUUCCUCAAGAAUUACCUCUCGCCAUCUUUCAAGGAGACCAUCUCUCACAUGGCCGAGGCGUACGGCUUUCAGUACGAGCUGGUACAGUACAAAUGGCCCCGCUGGCUCCACCAGCAGACUGAGAAGCAGCGCAUUAUCUGGGGAUACAAGAUCCUCUUCCUGGAUGUUCUGUUCCCUUUGGCUGUCGACAAGAUCAUCUUUGUGGACGCCGAUCAGAUAGUUCGGGCUGAUCUGAAGGAGUUGAGGGAUCUAAACCUGGAGGGUGCUCCUUACGGCUACACACCGUUCUGUGAUAGCCGCAGAGAGAUGGAGGGCUAUCGCUUCUGGAAAACCGGUUACUGGGCAUCACAUCUAGGACACAGGAAAUACCACAUCAGCGCUCUGUAUGUAGUGGAUUUAAAGAAGUUCAGGAAGAUUGCAGCAGGGGACAGAUUACGAGGCCAGUACCAAGCCCUGAGCCAAGACCCCAACAGUCUGUCCAACCUGGACCAGGACCUUCCUAACAACAUGAUCCACCAGGUGGCCAUCAAGUCUCUUCCACAGGAGUGGCUGUGGUGUGAGACGUGGUGUGAUGACACCUCCAAAGUCACAGCUAAGACGAUAGACCUGUGCAAUAAUCCAAAGACCAAGGAGCCCAAGUUAACAGCCGCAGCAAGGAUCGUACCUGAGUGGGUUGAAUAUGACAACGAGAUAAAACAGCUGCUGAGACGUGUCCAGGAACAGGAAGACACAGCGACGCAAAAACAGACUCCAUCGUCCUCACAACAUAAAAAAGCCGACAACCGGCGUGAUGAACUUUAGUGCCUGCCAGCACCAUGCUGAAGAGAAAGGAGGCAGCACCUUUUGCAAGCCGGCCACCUGUGAAGCUUGAAGACUGACAAUUCCAUCUAAACUUAGCCACAGAGCGUUGCAUCCUCAGCCGGGGAGAAGGAUGGGAUAUUUUCAGAGAUGCCAUAUCUGCUUCGGCAGUCGAUACGUCUUACAAAAUUAACACGUGAUGUAAGUGUUAACUGCCGACUGUGAACCUGUGGUGUGUUCUCAGCACUUACAGCAACGUACGUGGUUACCGGAGAAUGAAGUGAGCAGAGAGGGAAUAAUGAGGUGAGGUCAGUCACAGCACUCUUAUUAGGCGUGUUUGAGAAAAUAGUUGGCAUAUAUUGCACUGAUGAUGUAUGCAAAGAAUCAAAUGGAGAAGGCACAUGUCUGAGAAUCUAAUCUUACAGUGUAAUGUUUGUUUUUAUAUAUAUAUAUAUGUGUUAUGGAAAAUUACGUUUCAAAAUGCUGAUUUCUUGAUUUGAUGUUGACUGAAAUGCCCGCACCAAAGUUGUGACUGACAUAAAGCUAGUCUGUUUGUAAAUUUCAUAACUUGCCGCAAAGUUGUUACAUUAGAAGUGAGGGACUGAACGAUAAUUAUUGGGUGUUAUUAUUUUUUUUACCUUUUUCGGGAGAGCAGGGGAGUGUCGUUUUUAUUUUUUCUCACUCCAAGACUAUUUGAGUCAGCAGCCAUAAUCAGGCCAGCUGAUUUGGCCUGAUUCUGGGGUGUCAUUCAUGCCAAAUCUUAGCCGAGUCAGGCAACCAGAUGCAGCCCAGCUAAUUACACCCGGCUUGCCGAGUUUGGGCCGAUGCUGGGCCAGACCAUUUCUGAUAACAAUCCAGUGAUGGCAGUGUCAGCAGCCAUAAUCAGGCCAGCUGAUUUGGCCCAAUUCUGGGUCGUCAUUCAUGCCAAAUCUUAGCCAUGUCAGGCAACCGGAUGCGGCCUGGCUAAUUUCAUCCGGUUUUCCGAGUUUGGGCCGAUGCUGGGCCAGACCAUUUAUGAUAACGUCCCACUGAUGGCAGUGUCAGCAGCUGGAAUCAGGCCAUCUGAUUAGGCCCAAUUCUGGUUCGUCAUUCAUGCCGAGUCUCAGCCGAGUCAGACAACCGGAUGCGGCCUGGCUAAUUUAAUCCGGCACGCCAAGUUUGGGCCGAUGCUGGGCUAUAUCAUUUCUGAUAACGGCCCAGUGAUGGCAGCUGGAAUCCGUCCAGCUAAUUUGGCCUGAUUCUGGCUCUCAUUCAUGCUGAGUCUCAGCCAAGUUGGGCAACCAGACCCACCUGGCUAAGUUCAUCUGGCAUGCCGAGUUUGGUCCGAUUCUGGGCCAGGUCAUUUUGGCUACCUGGGAAGGUUUAUCAUAUUAAAAAUUGAUCUAGUAUGGAUCUAACAGUAACAUCAAAACAAUGCUUUUCAUGCAUCAUCAACCCUGUCUCUGUAUCAAGGCUUCAUUUUCCUCAUCACCAUCAAUCAUGUGGCCAAUGUCCAUUUUGGAAAACACAAUACAUGCAGAUCAUAUUAGUUUUUACCAACUAAACGUCUCUCGUACAGAGCGUUUCAGUUAUUGACUAUCCUGUACAGUCGCUAUUUUAUUCUGAAUCAUAACAGAAAGCUGAACCAAAGUUAAAUGUGUCUUACAAAGUGAGAAUAUAAUAUGAUGCAUGCUCCCUAUCACACAUUGAUCAGUGUGAUCAGCUCUGCAUGUGUUUUUUCUUCAGUCUUCAAAAUGAUUUGAACAGUUAUUAAUUUGUGUUUUGAUAUUUGUCAGUGCUCUAUGUGGCUCAGCAGGACAAAUUACCUCAGAGUCUCCAAGCUGCUGCUCGAAAAGGACUCAUGUAGCCUAACUGAUUGAAAAUUGAAAGUGGUUGUAUUUUCACCUCUUUGUCAUGUUUGUUUUUGUAUUUUAUGGGGAGGGUAUUCCUUUUUCUUUUUUAAUGUCAAAGGGAGGGUCCAACGAAAAUAUAAGUAAGUCUGGGGAGUGCCUCUUUUUGUAAAAUGAAAAAGAUUCAUCUCUCUUUCCAACCCCAAUAAUUUUCCUACUGUCCCUGAGAAAAGCAGGUGGCACAGAAAAUGUACAUUUGUUAAACCCCGCCCCCAAACAGCGAUUGUUCAACUGUAGCUCAGCAACCGCUGUAAGGGCGGGGGUUAGCAAAUGUGUACGUGUCUGUCCCUGUGAAGUAAUGUGUAUUAGAUGACUUUGGCUCAGCAGACCAGGCGAUGCUUUAUCAUGGCCAAGCUGUGGAUCAAAGAAUCCUCAUUUGCACACUAAAGGUCACAGUUUAUGUGUAGGACAUAGGGUUUUAACUUAUUACUGUAUGUUUACAUCUUGCGUACAUUCAGCUUCACUGCUUUGAAAUUUUAGAAAUCAUUUUUCAGUAUUUGAAUUCCACGAUGAACCAGUGUUUUUGUCUCAGGAAUAAGACAGGUGUCGCUGCUCAACCCAAACCAAUAGUAGUUUCUUUUUUUCUCUGUCUUUAAAGUCAAUAAAAAUGGGUGCAGGUUGUCUGCUCUCAGGACACCCAUCUGUCACUGUGCUGUGUCAAAUACAAAUGUUUAUAUUACUGUCUGGUGGAAAAAUAAACCUUUGCUAUAAAAGUC